Messenger RNA from Dothidotthia symphoricarpi CBS 119687, 2085 nucleotides. Its product is annotated as MFS general substrate transporter. Bases 106 to 1719 code for a protein of 537 amino acids. The transcript has 5 exons. Gene Ontology annotation, molecular function: transmembrane transporter activity. Lineage: Eukaryota; Fungi; Ascomycota; Dothideomycetes; Pleosporales; Dothidotthiaceae. The record is from RefSeq and is a predicted model, not a curated record. Gene Ontology annotation, biological process: transmembrane transport. Gene Ontology annotation, cellular component: membrane.
GUAGGCUACUAUCGUCUCAUCACACCGUCGCGCAUAUCCACUACUCUUUCCCACGCCAGUCGACUGAGAUUUGCUUAAAUCCUUGAGCCUUAGACGUGUAAGAUCAUGCCGAGACGCCGCAUCGAUCAAGACACUGAACCUUUGUUGGUGCAGUACAGUAAGUCUGACAGCGAAGAUGAACAAAGUGACAAUGAAGCAAGCCUAGCCCUGGAAUCGCAUAGAUCAACAGAACCAGAUAUCUUCAAGAUUAGCUGGGUCACUUUGGCUAGUCUAGCAACCAUCAUACUUCUAUAUAUAUUCUCGAACUAUUUACUGGUAAUACCUACCCUUCGUCUAUACGAAAACGCUAUCUGUCGUAAUUUCUAUCACCAACGAGACGGAACAACGUCUCCUGAUAUCGACGAGGAGUUGUGCAAAAUAUCUGAGAUACAAUCAAGCCUCGCAACUCUCGUAGGCUGGAAGAUAGCUUUCGAUGCAAUUCCAGGCCUAUUGACGGCUGUCUGGUACGGCUCACUAGCAGACCGCCAUGGACGGAAGCCAGUUCUUCUUGCCGCCAUGGCCGGCGAAUUCAGUUCUUGGUCAUGGAUACUCAUAGUUUGUUACUGCAAUCGAGUGUUUCCCAUACAGGCCAUCUGGGCCUCGUCUGCUUUCCUCUUCAUAGGUGGCGGCCCCCGAGUGACGGUCUCAAUACUCUACGCAAGCAUCAUGGAUAGUGUGCCUCCGGAGCGUCGUACACUAUUCCUCUAUCUACGCGCGUCCAUGUCGCACUUGGCCUCCUUAUCCGCUCCGCUCCUCGCAUCUUGGCUCAUGCGACGCUCUCUACCGCUUCUAUUUGGAUUGGUCUUUCUUCUAUGGAUAUUGACAUUCAUCUCAAUGUCCCUGUUCAGGGAGACUCUGCGAAUUAAGCAUGACACUGGGACGUCAGCGCUGUCCACUCAGUCGCCCGGAACAUCGGAACUUGAGGAGCGGACUUCAUGCGAUAUAUCACAUGAACCAGCAGAUUCUGAAUAUCUAGCGAGCAUUCCCAAACCUGGCGAACGCACAUCCGGCGAACCGUUCUUCAGAUGGCGUAUUUUCAGGACGAUGAGUAGGUUCAUACGGGAAACGUGUUCGGGCUUCAUGACGCGGAAUCUCACAGUCUGUUUCGCGAUAUUUGUCCUCAAGCGCCUGGCAUUUACCAGUGAGAACUUCGUCUUCCAAUAUGCUUCCAAGAUGUUACAUUGGAAAUUAGAGAAAACUGCUUGGAUUCAGUUCACGCAAUCCUUGGCAGCGAUACUCAUCACGGCUGUGUUCUUACCUGGAGUAAAUGCAUAUCUUCAUAGACAAAGGAAGAUCAGACCCAUAGUCAUUGACAUCUCCGUUGCCAGGGCUAGUAUGCUCAUUGCUGUGCUAGGCUGCUUAUUGCUUUGGCGAGCACGCAACCCGGCUACCAUGAUUUCAGGCGUUUUUGUCCUUGGUCUUGCAGAGGGCCUAGAACCCACUGUGCAAGGGCUCGCAGUCGCUCUUGUAGAUCCAAGCGUAACAGGCAGACUAUUCACCUUCAUAGCAGCGCUUGACAUGGCAGCGACACUUUUCUCGGGACCUAUAAUGGGGAGUAUCUUUUCCGCCUCACAAAACAUAGGAUCUUCGUGGCAUGGAUUGGUGUACCUCGUUGCUGCUAUACUCUUCACCGUUAUGUUUCUCAGUACACUCUUCCUCCGGCACAUAGUAAGAACCUAGACACACAAUCCCGUACUCAGAGCGAUCUAUUGAGGAUGAGGUCCAAGUCAAUUUCGUAAAGCUGAGUACCCAUCUUCAGAAUCGGGUGGAUAGGCCAAUUGGCGGAACUCGUACGACGAAUCGUUUCUGCGGAGAAGCUACCGAGUCCACGCCUACCACUCCAGCUCCUGAUGGCAGGAUUGUGGGUCAGUUUAAUCUUCAUGUGAGGGAAUUAGGUAGCAGGGUUUAACUAUACAUCAUCAAAUCUCUUAAUGAACGUUGCUUUCCAUUUUUGAUCGUUUGGAUCAAUGUCUUUAAGCAUGGACGUGCAUUCGGGGCUUAGGUAGUAAUCACUAGCGUGUGGCGAGUGGUGGUUGAAGCAGAUCC